Sinocyclocheilus grahami is the source of this 330-nucleotide messenger RNA. Its product is annotated as epidermal growth factor receptor kinase substrate 8-like protein 2. Gene Ontology annotation, molecular function: actin binding. Gene Ontology annotation, biological process: Rho protein signal transduction; regulation of Rho protein signal transduction; positive regulation of ruffle assembly. Gene Ontology annotation, cellular component: vesicle; plasma membrane; ruffle membrane. NCBI's taxonomy places the organism in Eukaryota, Metazoa, Chordata, Actinopteri, Cypriniformes, Cyprinidae. The coding region runs from base 1 to 330 and encodes 109 amino acids. The transcript is spliced from 3 exons. The record is from RefSeq and is a predicted model, not a curated record.
AUGAAUAAAUCCUCCAGGGAUAAAGAUAAUCGCAACCAACAGAAGGAGGUAAAUGAUGAACUGCUGAAGAGGAUAACCGACAAUAAGGCCCAGCCCCCAGCUCGAAACUUUCAGGAGGAGUGCUCAACUACAUCUGUGCCCAUCACAUUUGAUUCCCAGCCCUUUGAGGUCCAUGCUUGGCUCAAUGCAAAGGGCUUCUCUAGACCGGUGGUGGACUGUCUUGGUAUUCUGAAUGGGGCUCAACUAUUUUCCCUCAGUAAGGAUGAGCUGAAAGCCGUAUGCGGAAAUGAGGGUUCCUGUGUGUUUAGUCAGAAAACUUUAUUUACUUGA